CCGGCCGGUAAAUUAUUACAUAAAUUCAGAUAAACUUAUCAACUAACCAAUUGUUAAAACUAUUCAUUCCUAUUGGUCAUCAUAUUUAGACAAUUGUGUAGUUACAAAUCUAUGAAAUUAUAUUUCUUUAUAUAAAAUAUAAUUUAUAUUCAUAUUAAAGAUAAUAAAGAUUUCCUGUAAAACUACAUUCAUUCAAAUAGAUUCAUAAGAAUAUAAAUGAUGUUGACAUUGAUGCAUUAUAUCUUAUACUUAACAAUAUUUCAUUGUAUAUUGAUAAAUGGCCAACGUGAUGUCCUUGAAGAUGAUAUUUCAAUGGCUGGUGGUGACAGAAACUCUGAACCUACAAUUGUACUGAAUCCUGGAGAUCCUGGACCAUUAGAUGUGAAUUUUGGAGAAUUGCUUUAUUCUCGUUGUUCAGUACUUGAUAGUAAUCAAUAUUCAUACAGAUGGAUACAACGUGCACCUGAUGGGACUAUAAAAGAAAUAUCUUCUGACGCUAGACUUUAUAUAACGAAUUUUGGACCGGAACAUUUACAGUAUCCAUUACGAUGUGAAGUUACGCGAUUAUCAGAUGAUGAAACUUUUGAGAAAGUUUUAAAUCUUCGACUAGCAUCAUCAGGUGAACUAAGUACUGAUGAUGAAUAUAAAACAUUAAAUUUAACUAUCAAACCAUUACCGAAUGAAGAUUUUCGUCAAGGAACUAUAAUGAGACAAUGUUUAUUUGAAAAUGAUCCUGAAAUCAAUGAAUUAUUUGAUUUUCGUUGGAUUGAUCAAAAUGGUCGCAUUGUAACUAAUGGUGAUACAUUGUAUUUAUUGAUUGAAGAUCCGAGUGAGUUGAGCAAUUAUACAUGUGAAGCAACCAAUCGUCAAACAGGUGUAAUUUACCAAGCCAAAUACCGUGUAUCUAUGCUGAACGGUCAACAAGCUAUGCAGCAUAUUGUUAAUAUUCGACCAAUUACUGGUGAAGUCAUCAUUGGCAGACCGUAUGAAAUGGUUUGUGAAGUUGAACCGCAACCGGAAGAGCCAAUAAGUUUUGUAUGGUAUCAUAAUGCCAAAGUUGUGCAUCGUGAAGCAUUAUUACGUUUGAAUUCAUUAUCGUAUCGUGAUAUAGGUAUGUAUAUAUGUCGAGCUGAAUGGACACCAAGAUAUUCACGUACUGCUAUAUCAGCUAAUGCAACAGCUGAAUUAAGUUUGGCAUUGACACGAGAAACAAAAAUUGAAAUGAGUCCUCCGCCUGGUUCAGUUAUGGUUUCUUUACCUGGAGAAACACGUGAACUUCACUGUGAAUUUCCUGUAGCUAAUCCAAGAGAUGUUAGGUGGUAUUUUGAAAAUCAAUUAUUAGAGAAUCAUCCAACUGUGAAUGCUACAGGCAAAAUAUUUCGUAUCGAUCGUUUAAGAGUAAGUAUUGUGACAAUUCGUGGCAUAGAAUAUGAUCAUGGAGGAACAUACGAGUGUAGAAUUGGUCGUGAUAUAAAACAAGCACAUUUAGUUGUUAGAGCUGAAGAAGGAUUGGAAAUCAAUCCAAAAUCGGAUACAGUUGAUGAAGGUGAAGCAGUAGAAUUUCAUUGUCGUGUACAUGGAAUGGAUGGUAACAUUAAUCGUCAAUUAGAAUGGUAUUAUAGACCAUUUUAUAGUUCGACACGUGUACGUCUUGAUGUUGAUACACCUGAUAGUUUUAUGCGUCAUGAUGAUCUAGUUGCUCAACAUACCAGUUUUAUUAGUAAAAGCAGAGCACGUGUUGCUGAUCAAGGUGAAUAUAUUUGUAGACUACCAUCUCAAAAUGAAGAAAUUGUCGGAAAACUUUUUGUUAGAGCAGUAAAAAGUUACAUAUUGACAAUCACACCUCAGAGAUUGACUGUUCGACCAUAUCAACCAGUAGAGUUUGAGUGUUUUGCCGCAUCUGAAGAUGGACAACCGGCUUCAUUUACUCCACGAUUUCGAGUUAGAGAUUCAAGAAUCAGUUUCGAAACUACACGUGUUAGUGAAAACCGUGCAAGAUUUGUGUUGCAACGAGGAUUAGGUCCAGAUCAAAAUGGAACGAUUGUUGAAUGCCUUUCAGAUGAACCAAGUAAACCGAUAUCAGCAAUAAUUACAGUUGAAGAUAUCUGUCCGGAUGGUUCACGUCGCUGUCGUUCCGGUCAGUGCCUACCGGCUGGAAGAUUCUGUGAUGGAGCGAGGGAUUGUGAUGAUGGUUCAGAUGAAGAUCCUAAAAUGUGCAAUAUUUGUGAUCCACUUUCAAGAAAAUGUGAAUAUUAUCAAGGAAAAGAAUCGACAGUAUCAACAUUUAUGGUACAUUGGACUUGUGAUGGUGAAAAUGAUUGUGGAAAUGGUUUUGAUGAAUCAAAUUGUGAAGCACGAGCUUCAGAACGUUGUCAAGAUCGAAUGUUUAGUUGUAGACGAGAUGGUCGUCAAAUUCCAAUGGCUUUUGUAUGUGACAAGGAUCGAGAUUGUAGUGAUGGUGAAGAUGAAUUAACUUGUGCUCCGCCAAUGAUUGCCGAACCACGUACUACACGUUAUUCUGUUCGUAGAGGUGAUACUGUAGUUCUCGUUUGUGAAGUCACAGGCAAUCCUGUGCCCUAUGUGAUAUGGCGCUUUAAUUGGGGAUGUCUUCCUGAGGAACCCAGUCGUUUCAGAAUAAGCAAUGUACCCAGAAACUGUAAUGCACCAAUGCCAACUGUCGUGAGUACCCUGACAAUUUCAAAUGUAAGACCAGGAGAUGAUGGAAUAUAUAAUUGUGAAGGUCUUUCAGGAGCUACUCGAGCGUUAUCCAAUGACUUAGUUGUCAUGAUCGGAGGUUAAAUAAUUUAUCAGGUUUCAUGAAAAGCCAAUAACAACUUCCAAUAAAUAAAUAAAAAACAACAUUGAAUUUAUUUAAAUAAAUCAAUUUUAAAAAACAGAGACAUUUUAGAAGUGUUUUCUUUUUAGUUAAUAAUAUUCCUAUUCAGUUUGAAUUUGUUCUAUUCUUUUCAAAAGAUAAUGAAGUAAACAAUUUAAACAAGCAAAUUUUCAAAAUAUUUAUAUACAUAUAUAUAUAUCAACAGUUAAAACAAACAAACAUUUAGCUAUAUUCAAUAAUUAAAAAAAACUUAUUUAUUUUACAUAUUUAUUUAUCAAUUAUUAUAUAAGAAUUAAAUGUUUCAAUCAUAAACAAUACUAUUAAUUCAAAUGAUCAAUUCAAUAUUCAAUAAUAAACCGCACUUUUCAAACAAAUGUUUUAAUGAAUCACAUUUAGUAAUUUUACAUUAUCAGAUAUAAUUAUUUAAUUAUACUGUUAAUUUAUUUUCAUUAUUUAAAGAAAAACGACAAUCAGCUAAAGGGAAAUAAUUCAACUUUGUAUUGAAUAUGAAUCAUUUCUAUGGUAAAUUAAUAGAAUUGUUUAAUGUUAAAGAUUUCAAUGAACAAAUGGUAUAUAUUCUUCAAUAUGAUGUUUUUAUUUUAUUUUUCAGCUUAAUAAUGAUACAAAUUGAGUUAUUAAUCUUAAUUAAUUAUAAUGUUAUUUUAGAAAUAUUUACGCUUAAAAAAUAUUUUUUUUCUUUUUCAUGUUUAAAUAAAAAAUGCUAAUAUUUCUUUGAA
Molecule: messenger RNA, 3573 nt
Organism: Schistosoma intercalatum
Lineage: Eukaryota; Metazoa; Platyhelminthes; Trematoda; Strigeidida; Schistosomatidae
Source: the annotation of a GenBank genome assembly